Messenger RNA from Lodderomyces pseudojiufengensis, 1104 nucleotides. RefSeq lists its product as uncharacterized. The transcript has a single exon. Gene Ontology annotation, molecular function: single-stranded DNA binding; DNA replication origin binding; protein binding. NCBI's taxonomy places the organism in Eukaryota, Fungi, Ascomycota, Pichiomycetes, Serinales, Debaryomycetaceae. Gene Ontology annotation, biological process: mitotic DNA replication preinitiation complex assembly; DNA replication; double-strand break repair via break-induced replication. Gene Ontology annotation, cellular component: DNA replication preinitiation complex. The record is from RefSeq and is a predicted model, not a curated record. Bases 1 to 1104 code for a protein of 367 amino acids.
AUGCACAAUGAUGAGCUUUUCAAACUAAAACAAGAAAUUAAAGAAUGGGAGCAUAAGUUUUUACAUGAAAACAAGAGACGACCGUCAAAAAGUGAUAUCAACGAAAAUCAAAAAAUAAAAGGUUUAUAUUCAAGGUAUAGAACAAUUAAACAGAAAUCAAAAUCGUCUCCACAAGGCUUAGACCAAGAUGCAAAAGAGAAAAAUGAAGUAAAGGGCACUAGCAACACUAGCGUUAAAGAAGAAUAUAUUCCAGCAACUCCUAAAGGAGAAUUGGGACCAACUCCACAGGCCAAUGGUAGAGUUCUAUCUAUCUUCGACUACAAAUUAACUCCACCUGUAUCAUCUCCUUUGGCAGCUAAAUCAACAAUGUGUGAUGGGGUAGUGAAUGACUUUUCUGAGCAUAGCUUACAAAAUACUCCAAUCAAGACUAAUCGACGAUUAUCUUUUACAACUCCCAAAAAAUCUUCACCUUUAAAACCAGUGGAAACAACACCCAUUUCGUUAAUUAACAAAUUUAAACAAGCUGCUGAUACUAAUGCUCCACCAUAUUUAAAGCAUGAUCUUCAAACACCGACUUUCACUAGAACUCGGUCCUUACAGGAUUUCCUGACAUCCCCUUCUCCUUUCAAGCCCCAUAGAUCCAUUAGUUUUAAAUUAUCAGAAUUAUACAACACAUCAGUAAAAGAGGCUGAAGAGUUAGCAGAUAUGAAAGGGAUGUUUGAGGAAGAAACGGUUGUUGAAGUGGAUAGUGAAAAGGAAGAUGAAGAUUUAUCAACUAAUGAAUCAAUCGAGAGGAAAAAGAAACGAAAAACUCAAAAACGACAAACAAGAAGAGUCAAGAUGGCACCAAGGCCUGUUUUCGAGAGUGAAAAUUUGGAUCAUGUCGACCUUCACUCAAAAAUACACAAUUUAGAACAGGAGAGUAUAUCCAAUAUUCAUGCAUACAUAAAUUCAGAGGAUGAAGAAAGUGAUAAUGAUGUAAUUGAAGCGAGUGAUCAAGGAAGCCCUGUAAAAAAGACAAGAAAUCCAAUUACUGCCAAUUAUAAAAAAUUAAAGAUCAACGAUCCCAGAUCUAAACGUUUUAAACAAAGAAUGAGAAGAUAA